CACUCGGCGCUCCUCCAGGUGCUCUGGCGGGAUCCGAGGAGCCGAGGGCUCGGAAAUCUUCAUGCUAGCCUGACGACCCGGAGCGGAGGGCCGGAGAGCGCGGACCCGGAUGGAACAGGCCGUCGGCAGCCCCGGGGCGGAGGGAACGCCGACCCAGCACAAGAGACAUGUGUGUGAUGGUGCUGGAGCUGACGGUGGCUGCAUAGCAGGUGCUGGCUGUGCUGAAGAGGCCACGACCCCGGCCGUGGUGGCAUCAGGACCCCUCCGGGAAGCCCUGCGGGCCUUGCUGCCUCCGCAGGCGGAGCUGCGGCUGGAGCUGGGCGAGGCGGUGGACUGCAGUGUGAGGAUGCUGGUGGAGCAGGCCACCGAGCUGCUGGGCGGCGGCCGGUGGGACGAGUGCCUGCAGAGCAGCGAGGUGCUGCUGGACUACGCAUGGGAGCGGCUCAACACCGGGCCGUGGCGGGACGUGGACAAGGCCUGGCGGCGCGUCUACGCCUUCGGCUGCGCGCUCAAAGCCCUGUGUCUGUGCGAGGGCCCGGGUGAGGCCGCAGCCACCGCCGCACUGCGAGCCUGCGACAUGGGCCUGCUGAUGGGCGCUGCCAUCUUUGGUGAUGUCCUCGUUAAAAUGGCCGCCAUCCUGCAAGCACACGUUCUGUCUGUGAAGAAGAGGCCUGCCCAGGGCUUCGGCCAGGAGCAGCCCGGAGCCAAGAGAGCGAGGAGUGAGCCGGUACCCGCUCCAAAGGUGCCAUCGGACAGUGCGGUGCCCCGGCUGCACUGCCCAUCCCUGCAGCACUUCCAGGAGCACUUCCUGCUGCCUGGGCGGCCUGUGAUCUUGGAGGGUGUGGUGGACCACUGGCCCUGCAUGAAGAAGUGGAGCUUGGAGUACAUCCAGGAGGUUGCCGGCUGCCGCACAGUCCCUGUGGAGGUGGGAUCCAGGUACACAGAUGAGGAGUGGUCCCAAAGGCUCAUGACAGUCAACGACUUCAUCAGCAAGCACAUUGUGAAUAAGGCCAAGGACGUCGGCUACCUUGCUCAGCACCAGCUGUUUGACCAGAUCCCGGAGCUAAAGCAGGACAUUGGCAUCCCCGACUACUGCUGCCUGGGCCGAGGGGAGGAGGAGGAGAUCACCAUCAACGCCUGGUUUGGGCCGCAGGGCACCGUCUCGCCGCUGCACCAGGAUCCACAGCAGAACUUCCUUGUGCAGGUGCUGGGCAGGAAGUACAUCCAGCUGUACCCCCCACAGGAGUCGGAAGCCCUGUACCCCCACGAGACGCACCUUCUACACAACACCAGCCAGGUGGACGUGGAGCACCCGGACCUGGAGAAGUUCCCCAGGUUUGCCGAGGCCCAGUCCCUGGCCUGCGUCUUGGAGCCGGGCGACAUGCUGUUCAUCCCCGUGAGACACUGGCACUACGUGCGCGCGCUGGACCUCAGCUUCUCCGUCAGCUUCUGGUGGACGUAGCCCGGGGAAAGCCGUCCCAGUGGGCUCACUCAGGGAAUGAGGCCCCGUCGCCCAUGCCCACCGGCUGCCCUAGGGUUCCGACCUGGGCACUGGACAGGCACCUAGCAGAACUGGGCGGGGCAAGGCAGGUGUACCCAGGAGACAUCACGCCCCUCCGUUGUCUGGGAAUCACAUGAGAAGGGGCUUCACAGCGCGGGGCUGGCAAGCCAGGGCUGGUCCUGCCCUCCUGGGAGGUCUCGGGGCUGCAGCAGAGCGUGUCCUAGCCUCUCUGACACACACCUCCCGAUUGUGGGAAGGCGGGGGUGGCCCUGGUCACCGGGAAGGUCACUGGCCUGGUCAGGAGCUCAGAGCGCCACCUCCCGGGAGGGGUCCCGCCCUCGGGUGUCCUGUAAAAGGAGCUUUCCUCCGUGUUUCACCAUUAAAACAUCCU
Molecule: messenger RNA, 1892 nt
Organism: Ochotona curzoniae (black-lipped pika)
Lineage: Eukaryota; Metazoa; Chordata; Mammalia; Lagomorpha; Ochotonidae
Gene: KDM8
Product: lysine demethylase 8
Exons: 8
Coding region: 110-1462 (450 amino acids)
Cellular component (GO): nucleus
Molecular function (GO): histone H3K36 demethylase activity
Source: RefSeq, a predicted model, not a curated record